AUGAACCAGACGACCACGAGCCACCACGCGACGGUCGCGACGGCCGAUACGACGUCCGCAACGACCGCAACGACAGUCACAACGACAAUGGAUCCGAUCGAAGCUACUGACGCCGUGGAGAUGCCGACAACAGCCGCCUCUGCCGACGCACUCGACCUCAGCAAGUACACGUUCAUUGUGGAGUUUGGGGGCCAGGGCAUCUCGUACUGGACCGAGCUCCAGCAGCUCUACGCCACGUCCGAGACGGGCAGCGCCACGCGGUCGUUCAUCGACGCCGCGGCACGGGCGCUGCUGGAAGAGUCGAGCACCGUCGAGGCCAAGGCGUCGGUCGCGUUCGAGGCGGUGCUGGACGUCCAGCGCUGGCUGCAGACGCUCGAGGUCGGAGACAGCCCGACGAACCUGGUGCUCGACCGGGUCGUCUUUAGUAUGCCGUUGCUGCUGCUCACGCAGUGCGCCAACUACCUCCGGUUCCUCGAGACGACCGGUGCGACCCACGAGAGUGUGGUCCAGCGCGCGGCCACGGCCGUGGGCCACAGUCAGGGCGUCGUGAGCGCCGUCGUCUUCUCCGCGGCCAAGACCGUCCACGAGUUUGUCGAGCUCGCCGUGUCGGUCCUGCGCUACAUGUUUUGGCAGGGAUUGCGCGCGCAGGAGACGUACGAAGAGCUCCUGACGCAGUACAAACAGGAGAGCAAGAAGCUCGCGAACGCGGGGCCGAUGCUGACUGUGCGGGGGCUCAAAGAAGAGCACGUGCGAGCCGCCAUUGGGGCCGCAAGGCGCCGGGUCAAGACGCCUGAUCUCCAGCUCUCGCUCAUCAAUGCGUCCGACAUGAUGAACGUCACGGGGUUCCCGGCGACGCUGAUGAUGCUCAAGCAGGCGCUCGAGGGUCAGCUCGCUCCGCCCGAUGCAAACCAGACACGCAUCCCACACUCGCAGCGAAAGCCCGCGGGUUCGCUCUCGUUCAUGACCCUCUCGGCGCCCUUCCACACACCACUGCUCACGGAGGCGAAACCGAAGCUUGUGCAGGACGUCCAGCGCGUCAAGUGCGCGAUCGAAGGCUGUCAGCUGCAGGUGCCAGUGUAUGCGACGAACACGGACGCUACCAACUUGCAGACCGUGAGCGACGUGAUCGAUGGACUGAUUAACAUGCAGCUGCUGGAGCUUGUGGACUGGACUGCGACGUGGGCAAAGAUCGCCAAGCACCACGCAAACGCGACGCACAUUCUCGAGUUUGGCCCGGACCUUGGCGCAGCAAAGCUGAGUGACAAGAUGGCCGAGGGCUUGGGUGUCGAAGUUGUGAUCGCGACUAGCAAGUACCCAGUCUUGAGCUCUACGACGAAGAACGCCCCACUUGUUGGUCUUCGGCAGUUUAUUGAUGCUGCACCAACGUUUAGCCCCGCAGAAGCGACGUGGGCAACGAAGUUUGGUCCCCGAGUGACCGAGUCGGGCAAGCUCUGCAAUCGGUUCACGCGCGUGCUGAACAAGCCGCCAGUUAUGGUCGCGGGUAUGACGCCGACCACUAGUCUGAACGGCAUUGAUCUGGUUGCCGCUAUUCUGAACGCCGGCUAUCAUGGCGAGCUCGCCGCUGGCGGUCUUUCGCGUCCGAAUAUCUUUGAAAGCGCGGUGAACGAGCUUGUGUCCAAGAUCAAACCCGGGCUUGGCAUUUCGAUUAACAUGUUGUACCUGAAUGCAAAGCAGUGGGGCUUUCAGUUUCCAAUGGUGUUGCGUAUGCGUCGAAGUGGUGUGCCUAUCGAGAGCAUCACGAUUGGUGCAGGCAUUCCAACGCCGGAGCGAGCGCUUGAGAUAAUGUCACAAUUGCAGGCUGCCGGCGUCAGACUGGUGGGUUUCAAACCAGGUUCAGCAGACGGCAUCCACGCAGUGUUGGAGAUAGCUGCGGCGAUGCCGAGCAUGAACGUGAUGUUGCAGUGGACUGGUGGCCGCGCUGGCGGUCAUCAUAGCUUCGAGGACUUCCACGAGCCGAUGGAGGUGACGUACGCUGCGAUCCGUCGUGUACCGAACGUGCUGCUGGUCGUCGGAUCAGGCUUCGGUAAUUGGGAGGACUCAAAGCAAUACAUCACAGGUGAGUGGAGUCUAGCUCGCGGACACGUGCACAAGAUGCCUGUGGAUGGUAUUUUGGUGGGCUCUCGUGUAAUGGUUGCGAAGGAGGCUGCGACCGCACCGGAAGUAAAGAGGUUGCUUGUGGAAACUCCUGGUAUUGAGUCGGAGUUGCAGUGGGAAGCAAGCUAUACCGGCGUUGUGGGCGGCGUCGUCACGGUUACGUCAGAACUCGGCGAGCCUAUUCACGUGGUGGCGAAUCGCUGUGCUGUGCUGUGGAAAGAGUUUGACGACAAGUACUUUGCGAUCCCGCGUGAUCAACUGGAGCUGACCCUCCGCCUCAAUAAGAAGGAGAUUAUCGCUGGUCUGAACGCAGACUACCAGAAGCCGUACUUUGGCUGCAAACGCAACGUUAGGACCGGCGAGAUCGUUCCGGCUGAUCUGGAGGAGAUGUCGUAUGGCGAUGUGUUGGCGCGUAUGGUCGAGUUGAUGUACGUGGAGAUCGAAAACAAGCCGUCUCGUUGGCUGCACGAUACGUUCUUUUCGCGUGUGAGCAAAUUUCUCACGCGUACAGAGGAGCGUUUUUGCCGCGAAAGCUUUGGCAACCUGUUUGAUCAGUCGGAGUUGAAGAUGAAUCCGCGGGCCGCAGUGAGUGCGUUCAUAUCGAAGUACCCUGAGGUCGUAUCAACGCCACUGUCCGUCCCGGAUUGCGAUUAUUUUCUGGAGCUGUGCCGUACUGGUGGUAAGCCCGUGAAUUUCGUACCUGUGAUCGACAUUGAGUUCAAAGCUUGGUUCAUGAAGGAUUCGCUGUGGUACUCGGAGGACUUGGAUGCAGUUCCAGAACGCGAUGCGCAGCGAGUGUUCGUUCUUCAGGGGCCCGUGGCUGUUCGUUAUAGCAAAGUUGUGGACGAGCCUGUCGCGGACAUCCUAGGCGGUAUAGUAACCGGUUUUACUGAUGUCGUGAAGCAGAGCGGAGCGAUUGCUUCUGUGAAAUCUGUGCUGGCUAGACAGACUGUGGCCAUUGCCGGCGUCGAAGUAACGGAGAGCGACGACCGAGUAGAGAUGUUGGUCGCGACGGAUGAGGGCGCUGUGCCCCCCACUGACAAGUGGCUUGCUGUCCUCGCCUCAUCUGUGAGUGACAAAGAGUGGCUGAACGCGCUCAUUUCGUCGACACAAGUAGUUGAGGAGAAGAAAUGGCUUGCAAACCCUGUGCGGCAGCUGCUUGUUCCCCAAGCAGGCCAGAAGUACGUGGUUGAUGCUGCUGGUAUCCGUGUUUUUGACAGCUCCGUCGAUCUACCUGGUCCCGUGAUCGAGAUUGCAAAGGUAGACGAGGCCAUCGUGGUCGUUUUGAACGAGGUACGCCCGGCGGUCAAUGAACUGAAGGCCAGUGUCGUUGCACUGGAGAUGACAUUCCAGUUUUACCCGGACCUGCCGUGCUCGAUACACGCUGAAGGCAGCGGCUUUGUUGACAAGGUGAAGUCGUUUUACGCCCGUUUCUGGGUGGCAAUCGAGGGCAAGGAAGAGGAGUCGUGCGAAGCCGCGUGUGCAGAGAGUGUGAUGUCUUCUUUCUCGACCGACUUUUCUAUCACUAAGGGCGAUAUUGUUGCAUACCGUGCAGCACUGGGUCUUCGCGACGAUGAGGUCAGUGCUCCGGCAGACUUCUCGACGAUCGUGUCGUGGCGACCGCUGAUUCAGCCGGUGUUCACGAAAGAGGUGAAGGGCAACUUGUUUGACCUGGUGCACUUGAAGCACUCGUACAAGUUGUUGUCUUCGCGCAAGGCUUCUGCGACGUUCUUGCCUGGUGACGACAUCGUAAGCACGUCCAAUGUCGGCAGCUUGCGCAUUAUCGACAGCGGCAAGAUAGUGCAAGGCGUGGUUAUCAUUUCCCGCAAGACGGUGAACAAGGAGAUGGUGGAGGUGCUCGAGCCUCUUGUGGAGCUGCACAGUGAGUUUUUGAUCCGCGGCUCUUUUGACGACUUUGAAUCGACCUUCUCUAUCGACAAGUCGGUGGACGAGUUUGUGCUGAGCCGUCAGGAAACGGUAGAGAUCAUGAAGACGAAAUCGUGGCUGAAGCUUGCUGCUGGGAUCUCAGUAAACAUCGGUGAUCGCUUGAUGUUCCAGCUUACAACAAAAAGACAGUACUCUUCAAUCGGAUCGCUGAGCUCGAUAGAGGUGCUAGGCAAGCUGUUGCGGAAGGAAGCUGGCUCGGAAGAGGAGAUUGGUGAGGUCGAGUUUAAGAGCGACAACGUGAAUGAAAGCCCGGUAGUAGCGCUCCUGCAGCAGGUGCAACUAGGGGCUGCCAAGAGUAGCGGUAUGUUCGCGAACGGUGGCUCCCACGUUUUGGAAAAACCAUUGGAGAUCAAUGUCCCAAUGAACGCUCUGGCGUACGCGGUGGCAUCUCGCGACCUGAACCCGAUCCACCGCUCUCGGUACGCCGCCAUUUUGGGCCGCCUUCCGGAGGGCAAGCCGAUUAUGCACGGUCUGUGGACGGCGACCAAAGUACGCAACCUGGUGAUCCAAAGCUUCGGUCUUGGGUUGGAUAGCAACGUUGUGGACUACGACGUGAGCUUUGACGGUAUGGUGUACCCGGGUGACCAGCUGUUCAUGCAGGCGAAGCACAUUGGUCAGGAAAGCGGCAAGAAGGUGUUGUCGAUUGAGGUUGUGAAUAGCUCCGGCGAACGCGUGAUCAGUGCGCGCGCAGUAGUGAAGCAGGCACCUAUGGCGUUCGUCUUCACGGGCCAGGGUUCUGCCGCCGUCGGCAUGGGUAUGGAUCGCUACCAGGAGUCACCGGUCGCUCGUGAUAUUUGGAACCGUGGUGAUAUCCACCUGCGCAAGACCUUUGGUUUUUCUAUCCUUGAGAUGGUGCGAACAAACCCAAAGUCUAUAACGGUGCACUUUGGCGGCAAGAAGGGCCGUGCUAUUCGCGAGAAGUACAUGAGUUUGACGUGCGAAGACCCGGCAUCAGGUGUCAUUGCACCACUGUUACCGGAGAUCAACGCUCGUACACAGAGCUUCAGCUUUUCUGCUCCAGAGGGAUUGCUGUUUGCGACGCAGUUCAGUCAGCCCGCGUUAGUGUUGCUUGAGAAGGCCAUGUUUUCUGAAAUCGAGGCGGCACAACUGAUUCCAGAUGAUGCUCACUUUGCUGGUCACUCGCUUGGUGAGUACGCCGGUCUCAGCUCAUUCGCAGGAGCUCUGGCUGUCGAGGACGUCGUAGAAGUUGUGUUCUUGCGCGGUUUGAUCAUGCAGAAGGCCGUUAAACGCGAUGCUGAGGGACGUUCUGACUACGGCAUGGUGGCCACGAACCCUACGCGCGUUGGCCCCCACCUCACUGAAGAGGUGAUGUACAAGAUAGUUGACGAAGUCGAAGCUGCUUCCGGCAAGCUAUUACAGGUUGUGAACUUUAACAUUCAGCAGCGUCAGUACGUCGUUGCGGGUGAGAAUGUGAACCUCGAGACGCUGUCGUUGGUGCUGUCUGCUUUUAAGACACUGCAGUCAGCUACGCCUAAAGACGUGGAGAAGGUCAUUACCGAUUCGCUGGCACAAGCUCGUGCUCGUAAGGAGAAGUGCGAGCUAAACGGUCGUCCGUUUACACUGGCAAAAGGCUUGGCCACCAUCCCGCUUGUUGGCAUUGAUGUUCCCUUCCACUCGCGCGAGCUGCUUGGUGGUGUGCCGUCGUUCCGUGCACUUUUGCGAACCAAGUUCGACCCGCAGGUGCUUGAGCGCCAACUACCACUCCUGGUGAACCGGUAUAUCCCAAAUUUGGUGGCCACCCCGUUCUCGCUCGAACGUUCGUACUUUGAGGAGGUUUAUGAGGUGACCAAGAGUCCGUACCUUGCGGAGGUUUUGGAUUCGAUGCAGUGGAAGUUGACGACAAAGGCUCAGCUGGCGCACUUGCUUGUGGUUGAGCUACUGGCUUACCAGUUUGCAUCUCCUGUGCAGUGGAUCAAGACACAGGCGCUUUUGUUCUCUGAGGGUGGUGUCCGCCGGUUCGUGGAGAUCGGUCCUGCUCCGACGUUGACGAACAUGGCGCUUCGCACUCUUCUGAUUGGCGAUUUCCCGGAUGUGCCGCGUGAGAUUUUGUGGUACCAGCGUGACCGCGAGGCCGUGCAUUUUGAAGAAGAGACGUCCAACAUUUCUGCCUCGGAGUACGCUCGUGGUCUGGCUGCGGAGGCUGCGGCUAUGUCUGCUUUGCAAGUCGAAGGCGCCGCGACAUCUGACGCAAAAGUGGAGUCUGCUUCUACCACUUCCUCACCAGUUGCCAGUCCGACAGUGGUUGCGCCUGUCCAGCAGGUGCAGGCCCCGGCUUUCACGCCUAGUACUGCUGCUCCCGCUGUCAGUGACGCUCCAGUUGCUGCCUUGCACAUCCUUCGUGUAAUUCUCGCUAUGCGGUUGAACAAGAAUCUGGCUGAUGUAAAGGAGGAUACAGAUGUGAAGACGCUUUGCGCCGGCAAAUCCGCUGUUCAGAACGAGAUCCUUGGUGACUUCGAGAAGGAGUUUGGUGAUGGGAUUCCUGAUGGUGCUGGGGAAGUCCCGCUGAAGGAGCUGGCUUCGAAGCUCUCUGGCUACAAGACCCUUGGCAAGGUGACAAACGGUCUGAUCAACAAGAUGGUGGCGAGCAAGAUGCCGGGUGGCUUUACCAUGUCGAGUAUCAAGGAGUACCUUGGCGCCGAAAAGGGUCUGGGUGCUGGUCGUAUGGAGAGUGUUCUAGCACACUCGCUGCUGUCCGCCCCACAAACUCGUUUUAAGAGUGACGCGGAUGCGCGCAAGUGGCUGGACGAGAGUGUGAGCGGAUAUGCUUCGUUUGCUGGUGUGUCGCUCGAUCGUCCUGCCAUGACUACUUCGCCGGGUGCGAUGGGUGCGUCCUUUAGCUCUGCACCAAUGACGAUUCCGACGGUGAGUGACAAAGCUGUGGAAGCGAAGCAUGCUCUGCUAGUGAUGCUUGCGGCGAGGUUUGGCAAGGCGUUUAGCGAAGUUCCGGAGACGGUGUCUGUCAAGGAACUGUCUGCUGGCAAGUCGGCUGCACAAAACGAGAUAGUCGGUGAUUUGGAGAAGGAGUUUGGAUCUGGUCCUGAUGAUGCAGCAGAGAUGAAGUUGGUCGAGCUGGCAGGGAAAUUUCCUGACUACGCGUCUCCUGGCAAGGUCACAAGCGCUCUGAUUGCAAAGAUGCUGGCUGGCAAAAUGCCUGGUGGAUUUGGCCUGUCCGCUAUCAAAGAGUAUUUAUCCAGGGAGCGCUGCCUGCCGAGCGGCCGUAUUGAAAGUGUGCUGCUGCAUGGUCUGACGCAUGACCCCAAGCAGCGUCUUACGGAUGAUGGCACGGCAAAGAAGUGGCUGGAUGGCGUCGUGGAUGACUAUGCUAAGUAUGCUGGAAUCGACAUUCCUUACCUGUCGAAGCUUGGAGGCGCCAUGGCUGGUCAAGCGAUGAGCCAGCAGGUGAUGCAUUCGACUUCAUUGCCGAGUGGUUUCGAGAAGCGUCUGAAGACUAUGAUUGCGGACCAGGUCGAUGCGCUGAACUCGUACCUGGGAGAGGAUCAGCUCGAUUGGCAUCACAAGAUCGAAUCGGAGAUGGACAUGCGCGAGGACCUUGAGUCGACAGUGUCGCAGUGGGUAGCCGAGCACGGUGAGUUGUACGGUGCUGGUAUUGUUGGCAAGUUUGACGCCAGGAAGGAGCGCCAGUACGACAGCUACUGGAACUGGGCCGUUCAGGAUGCUAUGGAGCUGUAUUACCGGACCGCCGCUGCGGCCAAGGGCGUGCCUGCCAGUACAAAGCUGGUGGUGAACGAAGGCUUGAGGACCCAUUUCGAGGCCAUGACUCGCUUCAUCAAUAAAAACGUGGAUACGAUUGCGGACGAGUCGGCGCUUCCCCCGCUCGAGUGGUUCAAGCCGUACCUGUGCAACCGUGCCACACCGGAGCUGCUCCGGUGCACACAGUUCUUCGUGUCACGAGCUGAAGAAGAAAGCAGUGUUGAGCUUGCACAGGCAGUCCAGCUGCUCGUGGAGCAAAUGGAAGAAUGGCUGAACACGAAUCCAGUGAACAUGCAAAUUUUCAAGCCGACACAGCCGCAAGUCCAUAUUCUCGAAACCGGUGAGCUCGAAUAUGCGGAAGUGCCCCGUGACGGCGUGGCAGAUUCCAUCAACUACGUUGACGAGGUUGCGCGCGGACUUGAAUACAAUGAUGCGAUAGAGACCGGUAAGGUUGCUGGCUCCGACGUCACGGCGGGUAUGACGAGUGCUGUUGGAUUCGAAUCGACUCUCAACGACGAUGGCAGCGUAAGCAGUGAUGAGCCUGAGAGCGACGAUGAUGGCGGGUUUGAUGGUAGCGACACUGUGGCUGGUACGCAAUCGACUACGACCAAAAAGAUUGCUCCUGCUGAAGGGGCCAAACUCAACGCGCUGCGUGAUUCGCUGCGUAAGCGUGCCAAGCGAGGGUCAGCAAAGUCGUUGGUUGCUCGCUCAUCUUCGCUACGCUGUGGUUUGAACGAAAACCUGAAGAAAAUCGUGUUGCCUCAUGUGCAUAUCCGCAAACCAUCGGACGUGGAUCCGACAAUCCGUCUGUACGAUGUUGAGUCGACUUGUGUGCUGUUGUCGUGCAUGCGCGAGAUGGCAUCGACGGGUAUUUCGUUCGCUGGCAAGGUGGCGCUGUUGACUGGUUGCGGCAAGAACUCCAUUGGUGCCGAAAUUGUAAAGGCGCUAUUAGAAGGUGGUGCUACUGUGUUUGUGACGACGAGCAGUUUCAGUAUGAAGACGACCACGUUGUUCCGUGAGAUUUACGAGCAGCAUGGUAGCCGCGGUAGUCGUCUCAUCGUUCUUCCGUUCAACCAGGCGUCGAAGGUGGACGUGCAGAAUUUGGUGGCACACGUUUACAAUGUGCACAGGCUGGAUCUGGACUUUGUAAUCCCGUUUGCGGCUCUGUCGGAGGUCGGGCGCACGAUUACUGACAUCGACUCGCGCUCGGAGCUCGCACACCGUAUCAUGCUGACAAACACCGUGCGUUUGCUGGGUGAGAUCGUCACGGCAAAGAAGGUUCGCGACAUUACUACUCGCCCUGCACUGGUGAUCCUUCCGAUGUCACCCAACCACGGCAAUUUUGGCGGAGAUGGACUUUACGCUGAGUCGAAGCUGGGCGUGGAAAGUCUGAUGGGCAAAUGGUACUCAGAGGGCUGGGAUGACCAGCUUUCGAUCGUCGGUGCCAUCAUUGGCUGGACACGUGGUACGGGUCUUAUGUCAGGUAACAACGUGGUGGCUGCUGGCGUGGAGAGGAUGGGAAUGCGCACGUUUAGCACGACGGAAAUGGGCUUCAACUUGAGUGCACUGAUGCAUCCUAGUAUUGUUGAUCGCGCGGCUGAGACACCGAUCUUUGCGGACCUCACUGGUGGCAUGGCUCAGGUGAGCGACCUGAAGGAGCAGGUGGACGUUAUCCGGUCCAACAUAAUGAGAGAAGCGAAGCUGCAGGCAUCCAUUCAUGCUGCACAAGAGAAUGACAAGAAGAUGUUGGCUCUGCCCUCGACGAAGCUACCGUCUCCUUCGAGCUCGGUCAAGUUUGCUCCUCGAGCGAACAUGUCGAGCUACUACUGCAGCUCGUUCCCGAAGCUGUCAGGUGUAGCUGAGUUGUCUACAUCAGCUAGACAGAUGAUGUUGCGUGGCAUGCUAGACCUGCGCCAGAUUGUUGUCGUGACGGGUUUUGGUGAGGUGAGUCCGUGGGGCAACUCGCGCACGCGCUGGGAGAUGGAGUCGUACGGGGAGUUCUCGCUGGAAGGCUGCAUCGAGCUUGCGUGGUUGACGGGUCGUAUUCUUUUCCAAAAGGGCAAUUGGGUGGAUGCGGCGACAAAAGAGAUCGUACCGGAUCAUGAGGUGAAGCCUCGCUAUGAGGAAGAUAUUAUGGCUCACUCAGGCAUCCGUAUUGUGGAACCGGAGCUAUUCGGCGGCUACGACCCGAAGAACAAGAUGGUGCUGCACCAGGUAGCCAUCGACAAGAAGAUGUCGCCCAUUGAGGUGGCUGAUCGAGAGGAGGCUCUUCAGUUCCGCAAGGAGCUGGGCAGGGAGAACGUGGACGUGUUCCAGAAUGCGUCUGGUGCCUGGAUGAUCCGUCUGCGCAAGGGCUCGAUUCUCAAUAUACCUCGUGCCCUCGCCUUCGACCGCUUUAUGGCUGGUCAGAUCCCGACAGGCUGGAGUGCUGAGCGCCUUGGCCUGUCGAAGGACCUCGCUGAUGCUGUGGAUCCGGUCACGUUGUAUGUGCUCGCAUCGACAAUGGAUGCAUUCGUCGCGGCCGGUGUGACGGAUCCGUAUGAGUUCUACCAGUAUGUACACGUCUCGGAAGUUGGCAACACGUCCGGUGGUGGUAUGGGUGGCAUGCGUGCGUUUACCCAGAUCUACAAGGAUCGUCUAUUUGGUAAAGCCGCCCCAAGUGACGCGCUGCAGGAAUGCUUCAUCAACACACCUCCUGCUUGGGUCAAUAUGCUGCUACUGAGUUCAUCUGGUCCAAUUAAGACGCCUGUCGGUGCCUGCGCCACGGCUGCUGAAUCUGUGGACAUCGGUGCUGAGACUAUCAAGAGUGGCAAAGCUCGCGUUUGCAUAGUGGGUGGGUACGAUGACUUUGGUGAGGAAGGCGCGUACGAAUUUGCACAAAUGAAGGCGACGAGUGAUUCGAUUAAGGAAAUCGGUAUGGGUCGCGAACCGAAGGAAAUGUGUCGCCCGUGCUCAACGACGCGCGGUGGCUUCAUGGAGAGUCACGGCGCUGGUAUGCAAUUGCUGAUGGAUGCACAGCUUGCGCUGGAAAUGGGUCUACCGAUUUACGGCAUUGUCGCGCUCACGAACACUGCGACAGACAAGAACGGUCGGUCCGUACCGGCCCCUGGUCAGGGUAUUUUGACGACGGCGCGUGAGGCGUUGCCAGACAACGCAAAGCUUUCGCCGCUUCUUGACGUGGAAUAUCGUCGCCGUCAGUUCGAUGACGAGCUGGAAAGUAUUGAGAAGUGGUAUGUGCGCGAGAAGUCGUUGAUUGACGACGAUGAGUCCCGCGUUGCUUUUCUGGACGAGCUGAAGGUGCGUAAGGUGCAGUCCGCACAAUCCAUGUGGGGAGACAGCUUCUAUCGGGGCCGUGCCGACAUCGCCCCUCUCCGUGGUGCACUUGGUGCUUGGAAUCUGGACAUCGACGACAUCGGCGCUGCUAGCUUUCACGGCACGGGUACCACGGCCAAUGACAAGAACGAGAGCGAGGUCACGCACAAGCAAAUGUCUCACCUGGGCCGCUCGCCUGGUAACCCGCUGCCGGUAAUUUGCCAAAAGAAUUUGACGGGUCACCCGAAGGGUGCCGCUGCUGCGUGGAUGCUCAACGGUCUGUUGCAGGUGCUGAACACGGGUUUGAUUCCAGGCAAUCGACAGCUGGAUAACACGUGCCAGACGCUGCGCAAAUACGACCACCUCGUGUACCCGAAUCGCAGUUACCAGACGGUUGGCGUCAAGGCCGUGGUGAUGAAGAGUUUCGGCUUUGGCCAGGCUGGUGGUGAGGUGCUGCUCGUGCACCCGGACUAUCUGUUGUCUACGCUAGCUGCUACUGAUUUCGAGCACUACUCGGCUCUUCGCGAGCGGCGCAUGAUAAAGAUGAACACGUACACGCAGGGCGUGGUCACCAGCAAGCACUUGCACAUCCAAGCUAAGAACGAGGCCCCGUACUCGUCGGCCCAAGAGAGCAACGUGUAUCUGGACCCUACGGCCCGUGCGGAGUACGACGACGUGUCAAAGACAUGGCGAUUUGGUGGUGCGGAUUCACUGACUGCGGAGGAGAACCGCCGUCAGCGUACGGAGAAGCGUGCAAAGAAGGCGAAAGCCGCCGCUGCUGCUGCGGCCGCGUCGUCAACGAAAGCUGUGGAUGCGCGCCGGGCCGAUUCAUCGUCGACGCUGUUGACUGCCAUCAACCGGGCAGCAGCCGACUUGGGUCUCGCUUCGAAGAACAUGGGCAUGGGUGUAGACGUGGAACCUGUGGCUACGUUUGAGAAUCUGAAUGGGCGCGAGGAUUUCAUUCGCCGCAACUUCACGGACCAGGAGCUGGCAUACUGCUAUAGCGCGCCUCACCCCGCCGCGAGCUUCGCAGGUCGGUGGGCUGCCAAGGAGGCAGUGAUCAAAGCCAUCUCGAGCUCCGCUCCCACGGAGCCUAACCUCUGGAAGGGCGCUGGCGCUCCUCUGCGCGAGAUCGAGAUCGUCAUGACAGCCUCUGGUGCGCCUUCCGUGCUGCUGUCGGGCUACCCGCUGCAAGUAUUCAACCGGCUCGGUUUAUCAAAGUUGAGCGUGUCCAUUAGCCACUCCGGUGACUUUGCCGUGUCGCAGGCGGUGGCCAACUUUGAGCAGGAGUAG
Messenger RNA from Hyaloperonospora brassicae, 12399 nucleotides. NCBI's taxonomy places the organism in Eukaryota, Oomycota, Peronosporomycetes, Peronosporales, Peronosporaceae. The record is from the annotation of a GenBank genome assembly.